GUCGCGGAUGCGAUUCUAAGAAGCAUCGCAAUUGAACACACUAAACCGAUGCGAGCAAGCUCUACCUUCGACCUCUGAAUCCUAGACUAGCUCGUCUUUCUGGCCAUGUCUUGCAAGACGUCGUCUUCCGCUCGCAUCUUCGUGGAUCUACUACGACCAACUCGAAGGCGGACAAACUGCGAUUGCAUACACACCCGAUACCUGAACAGCAAAGUCCCUCGACAAGCUCGACAUGUCUCCACAGCAGCACCUCAGCAAUCCGAAAUGGAAGUCGAUUCAGAUCGCCUGCCGCGCUGGGCUACCACGCCGGCCGGCAUGAAAGCCCCUGUGCGAACGAGACCAGAACGACCGACCAUAAAGAUCAACACGGAUCAGCGGAAACUCGAUGAUGUUUAUGUGAAUUUCCUGGGACGAGAUGGACACAAGUUGCUAUCAGAAGAGACAAAAUGGCUGGCUGUCACGAGCAAGAGCUUUGAUCACGGUCGCAGAGGGUUUAACGAUCGGCUGGCAUUUUUUGGGAAACGUAUCGUCGAAUUACAAUGCUCACUAGGGCUUCUGAGUGUCUCCGACUCUACAUACUUCCUAAGGAGCGGCGACCAAGAUCCUCACGACCGAAAACCCUUCCGACACCCUGCGAUUGAGGCUGUGGAAUGCCUAUCAGGAGGAGCGCAUGACUAUUUCACACAUCAUAAAGCGAUUUCAAAUUUGGCUACACAGUACGGGUUACCUGAAGUCGUUCGGUGGCAUCCCAGAUUUCCCGACCGACUCGAGGCAUCCGGCGCGGAUCUGGUCUACUCGCAGGCUGUAUUCGCGAUCAUCGGGGCACUGGCGCUGGAGCAAGGAGGCGCAGUCGCGAACCGCAUAGCGAAAGAGAGAGUGUUAAUACCCAUGGGCAUGAAGAGGAACUGGACACCCAAGGUCGCGGCACCUGAGAGCUCCUCCUCUUCAUCGUGAGAUUGGAAAUUCCAGGCAUUAGUGUAUAACAUUUCUUUCAAGCAAGCCAUUGCAUUGUACAGAAUUAAAGGAAAAGAAUGUUUGGGGCCUCUGACACCGCCUGAGCAAUUUGAAAAAGUGCUCAGCCAGCUCUUAUGGCACCGUCAUUGAGUUUUCGGUCUCCGCGUCUCUGAAUCGCAAGGUCUAACAAUUGACAAGCCG
Exophiala xenobiotica is the source of this 1155-nucleotide messenger RNA. RefSeq lists its product as uncharacterized. The record is from RefSeq and is a predicted model, not a curated record. The coding region runs from base 106 to 954 and encodes 282 amino acids. Gene Ontology annotation, cellular component: mitochondrial large ribosomal subunit. Gene Ontology annotation, molecular function: structural constituent of ribosome; ribonuclease III activity. Gene Ontology annotation, biological process: RNA processing; mitochondrial translation. NCBI's taxonomy places the organism in Eukaryota, Fungi, Ascomycota, Eurotiomycetes, Chaetothyriales, Herpotrichiellaceae. The transcript has 3 exons.